AUGUGUGGCUAUGCCACACGUGCACAGAAACAGUUGGCACCGUAUCUGAAGAAGUUACUGCCGCACUGGCUGUGCUGUCAACACGAUGUGUACGCCGACGUCUCGGCUGUGGCUGUGUCUGCAUUUGACGCACUCUUUGCUGAGAAAAAACAAG
Messenger RNA from Sphaeroforma arctica JP610, 154 nucleotides. RefSeq lists its product as hypothetical. The record is from RefSeq and is a predicted model, not a curated record. The transcript has a single exon. Lineage: Eukaryota; Ichthyosporea; Ichthyophonida. The annotation marks the transcript as partial.